GUUUGGUGGGCGGUCCAACCACCGAUACCGGUUCGAACCGGUCACAACACACCCGUAUAUAAUCCCCCUAGUUUCUUGGUCUCCCCAAUUCAGGGUCUAAAGUCUAUCUCUGAAUUAGAUUACCAAAAUCACUCCCAACAAAUUCACUUCAAAACUCCCCCAAAAAAAAAAAAAAAAAACUGAGAGAAAUGGCAACCAACGGUGAAGGAAAGCAACAGGAGGUCAGUAGGCACCAGGAGGUCGGCCACAAGAGCCUUCUCCAAAGCGAUGCUCUUUACCAGUAUAUUCUGGAGACUAGUGUGUACCCGAGAGAGCCAGAGCCAAUGAAGGAGCUCAGGGAGAUUACAGCAAAGCAUCCAUGGAACAUCAUGACCACAUCGGCCGACGAAGGGCAAUUCCUGAACAUGCUUUUGAAGCUCAUCAAUGCCAAGAACACCAUGGAGAUUGGUGUCUACACCGGUUACUCCCUCCUCGCCACUGCCCUCGCACUUCCCGACGACGGAAAGAUUUUGGCUAUGGACAUAAACAGGGAGAAUUACGAGCUUGGUCUUCCGGUGAUUGAGAAAGCCGGAGUUGCCCACAAGAUUGAUUUCAGAGAAGGCCCUGCUCUCCCUGUUCUUGAUCACAUGAUUGAAGAUGGGAAGUACCAUGGAACGUUUGACUUCAUCUUUGUGGAUGCUGACAAGGACAACUACUUGAAUUACCACAAGAGGUUGAUCGAGUUGGUCAAGGUUGGAGGCGUGAUCGGCUACGACAACACCCUCUGGAAUGGCUCUGUGGUGGCGCCACCAGACGCACCCCUCCGCAAGUACGUCAGGUACUAUAGGGACUUUGUGCUCGAGCUCAACAAAGCGCUCGCUGCCGACCCUAGGAUUGAAAUUUGCAUGCUCCCCGUUGGUGAUGGAAUCACGCUUUGUCGUCGGGUCAACUAAAAUAUUAAAUCCUGUCAUUGAUUGACCAGCAGUUUCACCUUCAGUUCACCUUCGGUUAAUUGGUCGUUGCCCGCUAUAAAAUUAAUGAAGCAAACCAUAAAUAUAUUUUUUUUCAAAAAAAAAAAAUAUUACUUUGCCUUCUUACCUUGGCUUUUAUCUUUAUUUUUUUAAUUUUGUGUAUUAAUUUCAAUUUGUAUUCGGCAUGAAGAAAGUGGACGUACAGUUAAAGUGUAUGUCAUGCUCAACUAUAUAAUUAAUGCGGAUUUUGUUUAUUUUAAGGUUCCUUUUGAUAAUA
Molecule: messenger RNA, 1227 nt
Organism: Morus notabilis
Lineage: Eukaryota; Viridiplantae; Streptophyta; Magnoliopsida; Rosales; Moraceae
Product: caffeoyl-CoA O-methyltransferase
Exons: 5
Coding region: 189-932 (247 amino acids)
Molecular function (GO): O-methyltransferase activity; S-adenosylmethionine-dependent methyltransferase activity
Source: RefSeq, a predicted model, not a curated record